AUGGCCACUCUUUCUCCUGACGUACGCGAUUCUACUCUCAAGUCGCUCAAACUGACCUGCCCCUCCGCCGAGGUCAUUCACCCUCCAUCCUCCCAAUCCAAAUCUUCCUCCGACAUGCCUCCCACCGAACAGCAGGGCUAUCCCUUCCCAGAAGUAGGCGACGAGUGGUCUGACGAGGAAGUCCUAAUCCCCAGGCAAAGACGAAAGACGCAGUACAUACCACCAUUGAUGUUUGAAAAGAUCACAGCCACCUCAGCAGAAUCAUCUUCAGAAGAUUCAAGCACGCCAUCGCCCCGCCCCCAGCGAUCUGGCGGAAAAGUCAGCCCGAAUGUGCCGCUCAAGAGCCCGUCACGCCAGAGCGCAUCGCGAGGGAACAGCCAAGAUGAGCUUGUCCAGCGCUUCUACCAGCUUACAAAAGAGCGUGAUGCGCUGAGGAAGGAGCUGCAGCGGAAGAGCAUGGGUGCCAAUGGCACCUCGACCAGAGGCUCCAAGCUGUACAGGACAGAAGAGGAUACACUGAUAGAGGAGCUCUUUGCUCUACGCCACGAGAUACGCAACUGGAGUGAAGAGUACUUUAGCGGCCCCAUCAGGACCUCGAACAAGCGACCCUAUCUUACCAGAGCGAGAGAGCUCUUUGGGAACCUUACCGACAACUACCACGUCUACCUCAAGGACCCUGAAGAUCGGCCUCUUCUCAUACAAGCAUAUGUAUGGAUGCGAUUACAACAAAAGAUUUUCAACAAUUGGCAAAAAGGGAGUGGAUACGUCUGGGCAGGAAAAUUGGGCGACAAGAAAUUACGAGAUAUUAAUGAUACGCUACGAAAGGCCGUCAAGAACGAAGCCGAAGCCGAAGAGUACCACCGAUGGCGCUCGCUGACCGUGAACCUUCUUGUCCCACAAGUCGACGGCAAAUGGCGCCCUACCUUUGACGCAACACCCGUGCUAAAACAAAUAUCCCGCUUCUGCAGUCGCAUGCGCCACAAGCUACGCCCGUGGGCUACCCGCUCCCUGAGCGCAGGCAAGGAGCAACUAGGAACAAUUGUCUCGGCCUCCGUAGCCCUCGAUCUCAAAAUGAAGCGUCAGCGCGCCGACUACCGCUUCGUCACUUUUACCGGCGGCAAGAAAGACCAGUACUGGGGUUACGGCUACUACGACAGCGAAAUGGAAGACGUCUACGACGAUGACUCGGACGACAUGGGCGGCGGCUACGGCAGCAGUGAUAAUCCCCGAGGCCGAAGAGUAGAGCUGGCUCUUGCGCCUGCGCUUGAGAGAUGCGGGAAUGCUAACGGUCAUGUUUUCGAUCAGAGUUUUAUGAUGGUCAAGGCAGAUGUUAGUUGUAAGAGAUUGGAAAAGCGGAAGAAGCCGCAGCCUAGACCGAGAGGGGGCGGUGGCGGCAGUGUAGUAGGCGGAAGGGGUGCUAAUAACCGCUUCAGUGGGUUUUGGGGUCGGUGA
This is a messenger RNA of Bipolaris zeicola 26-R-13, 1452 nucleotides long. RefSeq lists its product as uncharacterized. The transcript has 3 exons. The record is from RefSeq and is a predicted model, not a curated record. The coding region runs from base 1 to 1452 and encodes 483 amino acids. Lineage: Eukaryota; Fungi; Ascomycota; Dothideomycetes; Pleosporales; Pleosporaceae.